Molecule: messenger RNA, 636 nt
Organism: Biomphalaria glabrata
Lineage: Eukaryota; Metazoa; Mollusca; Gastropoda; Planorbidae
Product: AAC-rich mRNA clone AAC11 protein-like
Exons: 1
Coding region: 1-636 (211 amino acids)
Source: RefSeq, a predicted model, not a curated record
AUGACAAACAUACAUACAACACACAUCAAACAAGGCACUCCCAACAACAACUCACAUCAAACAGGGCACCCACAACAAUACAUCAAACGGGGCACCAACAACAACACAUCAAACGGGGCAUCAACAACAACUCACAUCAAACAGGGCACCAACAACAACUCACAUCAAAGGGCACCCACAACAACACAUCAAACGGGGCACCCACAACAACACAUCAAACGGGGCACCCACAACAACACAUCAAACGGGCACCAACAACAACUCACAUCAAAGGGCACCCACAACAACACAUCAAACGGGGCACCAACAACAACACAUCAAACGGGGCACCAACAACAACACAUCAAACGGGGCACCAACAACAACACAUCAAACGGGGCACCAACAACAACACAUCAAACGGGGCACCAACAACAACACAUCAAACGGGGCACCAACAACAACUCACAUGAAACAGGGCACCCACAACAACACAUCAAACGGGGCACCCACAACAACACAUCAAACGGGGCACCAACAACAACACAUCAAACGGGGCACCCACAACAACACAUCAAACGGGGCACCCACAACAACACAUCAAACGGGGCACCCACAACAACACAUCAAACGGGGCACCAACAACAACUCACAUGA